Messenger RNA from Argentina anserina (silverweed cinquefoil), 1332 nucleotides. RefSeq lists its product as uncharacterized. The transcript is spliced from 3 exons. The record is from RefSeq and is a predicted model, not a curated record. Lineage: Eukaryota; Viridiplantae; Streptophyta; Magnoliopsida; Rosales; Rosaceae. Gene Ontology annotation, biological process: defense response. The coding region runs from base 1 to 1332 and encodes 443 amino acids.
AUGUCGAUCCUAACACCAUUCCAGCUCCUGGAACUGAACGUCAUAUCCGCUCAGGACCUUGCGCCGGUAUCACGUUCCAUGCGGACGUACGCAAUUGCUUGGGUACACCCGGAUCGAAAGCUUUCGACUCGGGUGGACACGCAUGGUCACAACAACCCUACGUGGAACGACAAGUUCGUCUUCCGGGUCGACGAGGACUUCUUGCAUGAGGACACCUCCGCCGUGAUGAUUGAAAUUUACGCCCUCCAUUGGUUCAAAGACGUUCACGUCGGCACCAUUCGUGUCCUCGUCGGCAAUCUCAUCCCGACUCCGGUGAAGCCCCACCACCACCACCCUCAGCUGGGCAUGCGCUUUGUCGCUCUUCAAGUCCGGCGACCCUCCGGCCGGCCACAGGGGAUAUUAAACAUCGGUGUUGCCCUUCUUCAUAGCUCUAUGAGAAGCAUGCCCUUGUAUUCUCAGCUAAGCACAUCCGCCGUGGGUUAUAAACAAUUAAUGGGGAAGGAUGACCCGCCGAGGAGUCAAACCCACCGCAGUCAGUCAACGUUCUCGAAACCCGAGCUGAGGCGGAGCAAGAGUGACUGCAGCUCCAUGUUCGGGUCGGAACUCCGGUCCAAGGAGUUUCAUAAGAAGGAUAAAAAGGGAAAAUCAAGCUCGGUCGUCAGCGGGUCGUCAGAGGUCAGCAAUGAAAAUACCAAAAAGGGCCGAUCCAAGGCCAGCUCGUUAAUUAACGGCUCAGAGAUUAUUAAGGGCAAGGGUAGAAAAGGAAAAUUGAGCUCCGUGGUCAGCGCAUCUGACGUCAGCUGGAAGGGCAGAAGCGGAAAAGCGAGCUCCAUUCUCAGCCCGUCGCCGAAGUACUCGCCGUUUAAGAUGGGGACGUACGAGACGCCGAGGAAGUCGAAUCUGAUGGCGGUGCCGUAUUUGACGGAGUCGGAGCUGGGGCCGUCGCCGUCGGAGGUGGCGGCGGCGAUAGCGAGGGAGAGGAUGGACAACCAGGACAACGAGAGCUCGGUGGUGGUGGGGGCGUGGAACGAGGACGAGAGCGUGGAGGGGCUGCAGUCGAAGCUGGAGCGGUGGCGAACGGAGCUGCCACCGGUGUACGACCGCGGCGACUACUCGAGCUUUCCGAGCAGCACCGUGGGGCACCACACUCGGCGGCACACGGACGGCGGGAACGGGCUGUUCUCGUGCUUCAGUAACAUAUGCGGCGUCGAGUGCUCCAUCGUGUGCGGCGGCUCCGGCGAGGGAAGUAAGGAGAGGAAGAAGGGGAGUAGCAGCAACAAGAGUAGCCGGGUCAGGCGAAGCCCAUCGGCCGAGGAUAUGAGCUAUGUUUGA